CCAACACGCCAUUGGACUUGCCUGGACUUGAUUCGUGUCCUUCGCCAAAAAGAGCAAGGAUUAGUGAAUCCCAGCUGGGGGAAGCCAUGCCCAGGGAACCAGCUAGUGUCUAUGGGGAAAAGGCAGCAAAUUUCCAUUCCCUACAAGAGAAGGUGAAAACGUACCAACCUGGCACAGUGGUAGUCCAGCCACCCGAACGACGGCCUCCCGAGCCGGAACACGAUCGCCUGAUGUUCAUUCCCGACCUAGACCAGGACAUUACCCAUCGGGAUGUGUUCACCUAUUUCAGCAAAUUUGGGGAUUUGGAGAGGGUCAGCGUGAGGAAUGGCAUGAGUAACUUUAACUACGCCAUGGUGCGGUUUAGUCGCACUUCAUACAUGGAGCAUGCCAUCGAAUCGAAUCCACAUCUGAUCAAGGGAUACCGAUUGAACUGUCGCAAGGCGAAAGAAAAAAGUACAAAUAAGGGAAGUCAGCAAAACUCUGGGACCAUAAAAAAACCAAAGGCAACGAUAACGCAGCCACACAAAGCUCCUGUAAGGCAGGCAGAGAAAAACGACGCCAAACAAAGUGGUCACAAAUCUUUAGAGAAGAAUUCGAAGCCACCAAUUAACAGAUCAUUGCUUCUUCAAAAACUGGUAGAACCCACGUCCUAUAGUCCAUUUACCGCCGUAAAAUCUGAUCGAAACUAUGCCUAUGCAUUAACCAAUGACAUUGGAAUCUCCCGCUGGAGCUUUAACUUGUUGAAAUUCGAACCCAGUUCAGACGAGGUGAGGGCCCUGGAAAAGGGUCUUUCCAGUUCGGCAAAGCUCCUACUGAGCAUACGGAAGAAACUGGCUGCCGUGCCCCACAAGUCUGUCGAGCCACCAGCUCCAAAGUGGCCACAAACUCCUAGUGAUAAAGCCGUUCCAAAAGUUACUCUUAAGAUAGCUCCACCAAUUCCUGCCUCUAGUCCAGUGCUCCCAUCCCUGCCACAAACUCCUAGUGAUAAAGCCGUUCCAAAAGUUAUUUUUAAAAUACCUCCACCACCUCCUGCCUCUAGUCCAGUGCUCCCAUCCUUGCCGAGCCUUCUGCCGAUCACUCCCCUAGUGCCUAAGCCCAAACCUGUUCUUCGAAAAGUUUCCAAGUCAGAUCUCCGCUACGCCGUUCUAGCCAGUUUGGGUCAGAACUAUGUCCAUCACUGCUACACUAAUGUGGCAGCUUAUCGGCGGACCAAGAACUACGUCGACCUACAGCUCAGCGAGAUGAAAGACCGACCCAGCAUUUCGAUGUUUGCGGAUCAGAUGUACGCACAGAAAGAGUAGGAAUUACCAAAUGCAAAUCAUAUCUAUCAUAUCAUAUAUCAUUCAAUAUAACAAUAGUUAAGCAAUAUUUCCCAAGAAACUUCAAAGAACACUUUCAUUAUAAGGAAAUGGCAUACAUUACAUAAGUCGGACACUUUCUAAAUUGAGGGAAGCCGAAGGAUGUGACUUAGAUUCCUGGAAGAUAUGAAUGGAGCUGCUUGAAUGAAACGUGAACAUAUUACACAAAAAGUUCCAAUUCCAAUUCAAAGGCACUUGAAUCGCAGCAACCUGUCAACAUAAUUAAUCCCCUGGAUCAGCUGAUGACGGUACUGCCCCUGACCGAAUGAUACACAAAAUAUGAACAAUUCCUAGAGGGGGCGCGGGAAUGCGAUAAAUGCGAUGAAAUAGGGGGCCUUGAUUUCUGUAGCGCGGCCUCUGUUCUGCCCGACAUUCCCAAGGAUGUGCCUCCAAAAACCUGGCUUUCUUCUUGCUGGGCCGUGUUAAUUGUCCAACAUUGUGUGAGCGUGGACGUGAACAGGUCGGGUGCCAUUAACAAUCUUAACAACGAUCCACAGCCACGGCCACGGCGAUCCCACGGCUUGUCGCCUUGUUUCUCGAGCAGUUUUUUAUGCCAUUUACGAAGAAAUCUUGCAACAAAUCAGGAGCUCCCUUUUCCACACACUACUUGUCUUCCUUUUUGGCCGGCCAUCUCUGUGAACCUGUGACGACGCAAUUCUUUGCCAUUAUCAGCUGCAUCCUUGCAGGUCCUGCACUAGUUGCCCCCGCUCUCAAUUCCGUUGCCGACCCCGAUUCAAUUUGGCUUUUAUUGGGAUCUCGGGCAUCCCGAUCCCGAUCCCGAUGCGAUCCUAAUUGCGGUGGCAAUAGCUCGGCGUUUAAUCACUUCGUACCUGCGGCUUAGACAGUCAAACCCGGCAGUCACUCAUCGCGGCGGAGGCGGAUAUGUAGUAGAGCUGCACAUAUAAAUGGGUAUAUGGUCCUGCAAAUGGAUCGACCUCGAUGAUUUUCACCAGCCAAAUUGCGGCUUUGUGUUGCCUUUUCCCAUUUGCCGGUGGAUACAUUUGGACUGGAUCGUUAUCUGGUUCUCUUUGUGCUUUCAAGGUUUAUGGUCUAGCACACAUAUAUUUCCUGUGAGAACAAAUCCCAGUCCUGAUGACCCCCGUAAACAAACCCGGUGAACAUGGAACAUCCCGACUAACAGCAACAACAUCGGUGUCUUCCACUAAGUAUUCGAAUUCCCCUUCCAAUUUUUGUGGGGCGAUCGUGUACUCGCGGGCUGAAAAAUCUACAUAAUGACAGGGCCACGCCGAAAACUAGUUCAGAUCGCAAAUUACGAACCGGUAAGGGAUGGGAUGAGAUAUACAUGCAUGUGUGUGUUGCAGUUCCCAUUCAGGACACUCGGGACAGGACAUCGAGCGCAACGGGAGACGCGGCGCGUUGAGGUUCGGCAAAGGUCAUGUCAGGACUUUGCAUAAAAUGUUUGAAAAUGUUUUCAUUAUGGUAAGUAGACACAAAAGUCCAACACACGAGCGAUUCCCACCGAAAGGGGUGUCCUUUCCCAGCCCAUCCCAGCCCGUGCGCCCAGGAUCCUGGCAUAUAUUGGUGAUAAAUUAGUUUAAUGUUCGAAGCACCAAACUCGCAAGAAGCACACGAAAAAAAAAACACUCAACCGCAGCUGAGGCGGCAAAGUUUGGCAGGAAAAUCCGACCUACCGUUUUUGGCGGCAUUUUCCCGACAUAUACGUGUCCAUCGAAAUGAACUCGAGUCCUGGCAACUAAUGAACUACGCAAACAAUAGCUCAAUGGCUACGCUUUAAGGAAAAAACGACGUAAAAAUCACGUCUUGGAAAUUUUCACAUCGUUGAUCUUAAAUGGAAAAUUACACUUCUCUAGCUGGACAGUGCAGGACAAACAGGAUAGAAUAGCGAUCAGGACAUGACACAAUUGCAGUUUGCAGGACAAUUGUUGCACUCACGCACGUGCAAUGUGUUCCUGCAACUCGGUG
This is a messenger RNA of Drosophila melanogaster (fruit fly), 3302 nucleotides long. RefSeq lists its product as uncharacterized. The record is from RefSeq and is marked reviewed. The coding region runs from base 87 to 1301 and encodes 404 amino acids. The transcript has 3 exons. Gene Ontology annotation, molecular function: RNA binding; nucleic acid binding. NCBI's taxonomy places the organism in Eukaryota, Metazoa, Arthropoda, Insecta, Diptera, Drosophilidae.